Messenger RNA from Penicillium digitatum Pd1, 2400 nucleotides. Its product is annotated as FHA domain protein. The record is from RefSeq and is a predicted model, not a curated record. Gene Ontology annotation, cellular component: cytoplasm. Gene Ontology annotation, molecular function: protein binding. Lineage: Eukaryota; Fungi; Ascomycota; Eurotiomycetes; Eurotiales; Aspergillaceae.
AUGUCGGACCCACGCGUCACAGUGACGCUUGUCCCCCUGUUCGAAGACACCCAUUCCCUGCGUACCCUCACCAUCACCGAGCGUGAUAAUACGGUAGCCAUCGGACGUGCCUCGAAGCGUGAAACUCGAAAACGGAGUCCCGCAACAGAAAACGGUUGGUUUGAAUCUCGGGUCAUGUCUCGUGAUCAUGCCUGCCUCAAUAUACCACCGAACCAAAAUACGGUCUUCAUUUCCGACUGUGGCUCGACACACGGGACCUUCCUGAAUGAUACCAAGCUGGCUACAAAUAUGGAUACCCCGCUGUUUAGUGGAGAUAUCAUUCGAUUUGGUGUCGAUGUCGACCGUGGUCAAGAGGUUUUUGAGGCCAUUCAAGUCCACUGCAAGGUUCAGUGGCUCAAACCCCAGCGUGCGGUCAUUCCAGAUGAUGAAACUAUUAUCAAACUGGAUCCAAGCCCGUCAACUGAUAGUUUCUGCGUUCCCGAAGAAGAUAGCGACGUUGAGGCUGCUGAAAUCUCCAGUAAUGACUCCUCUAAGGAGUCCGUUACCCGAUCUUUAGAAACCAAUGUUCUGCAGCCUCUCGAAACAUCUCUAGUGUCUCCUGUCACGAGUGUCGAGGGCGACGAACACUCAAAGGAUGAGCCGGAACUACAUUGGGGAGAUCUAUCUCCUACCGAAGAAUCUAUCAUAAAGGUUGUGCCCGAAACUACACCACUGGUUCUGGAGCUUCCCAGUCCGCUGUCUGACACCAAACCAACUCUCGCCAAACCAGCCUCUACCGAAACUCUGUCUGCUCUACAAACACAAGAGGCAGACAGUCUCUCGGCAGUCUGUUACCAGAAAGUACCCGAAAUCCACUACAGCAAUUGGACCAUGAUGAGGCCUAUGUUCAUGCGUCUGGCAGACAUGGCUUGGGGCGAAUCCAACACAAUACCCGACGUUGAUCACGACAGGCGCAUUAUUCACGCUGCACGUCGUUGUUCUCUCUCCAAAGAUUCGUACUGGGUAGAUGACUCCCCUAGCUUCCAACCUUGCGUUGGGACAGAAGUUUAUUGGGAACCAGACUCCGAGGAAUCAGACACAUCCUUUCAUCGUAUGCCUGGCAACCUUCUUAGGUACUGGUCAGUCGAUAAACGAAGGUACUGGGUUAUCUAUGAAGAGGAAGCCAGCCAGAAUGUGAGCAAUUGGUGGUGGAUCGUUGAGAAGCCACAAGAGCUUCUUAGCGAGGAACUGAAGCGCCAGCUCGAGACUGAAAGUGAGGUGGAUGACUGUCACAAAUGCUGGGUCGUGAGGGCCUGGGAGCCCCAAAUGAUCGGAGAUCGAUGGUGCGAUGUGGCUCCUUACUGGGAUCUGAACUUCGAUGAAAACUGGCUCUCUGACGACGAGUCAGUUGAUUCAGACGAGGAAGCCCAGGGCAGUGAAGAGUACAUGUCGGAAUCAGAUGAUCUCAAUGAGUCGAUUUCAGAGAACUGCGAAUGUGCAUAUGGGAUUUACAACAGCGAAUCGAUCCAUGGAGCCGACUGUGGGGUAUCGGCAGAGGACUUUGAUGAGAAUGACGAAGAGGACGAUGAUGAGGUUUCUGAUGAAUCAGAAAGCGACUCUGAUUGUUCUUCUGAGGAUGAGCGCCUUGAACACCGUAUUUCGCUGAAGCCUGAUCUCCAUUCCUUGCUUGAUUUGGAGUGUCUGAAGGAACUUGGACGCGCUGACGACACCGAUGCCGUUGAAGUGUCCAAGCAUGUACCUGAAGAGACUGGCUUAGUGCAAUUGCGCCAGAAGGCUAUUGGGGAUCUGCUACUGAACCCCACACAGAACGAUAGCAAGCCAUCGAUGUCACAGACUGCCCCUGGUAUGACAAACCCAGGUGCCCAGUUCCCCACAUACACUGUGUCUGGUGAGCUGCCAAGAUCUUGUCAGAACAAAUAUCCACCAUUGCAACGGAAAAUUGAGAGCACUGUUGGAAUAUCGUCCUUGCCUCAUGAAAUCGAGAAUUGCUAUCACGAUGGACCGUUCUCGACUAGUGCUCCCAUUGAAGAUGCCUGGGUGCCCCAUUUGGCAACAUCUAGAAAAUCAAAUCUGAAGCGUACUGCAACAGAGAUGCAAUCAUCGCCCCUUGAACCCAGUCUUUCUCAAGAUGCUCAGCGGCUGCCUGUAGAGCCAGGCAGCCAGUCAGAUCUCAACCUCGACACACUUACCACCGAGGCUAAGGAUGCGAUCAGCUCUGCACUUGCCGAGAAUGUCUCUGCGUUUGCUGAGAAUGAGCGUCCGGCAAAGCGAGUGAAGUCCAAUGACCCAACCUCAAAGUCCUUGGCAAGCCACGCCACCACGGCGGUCGUCAGCGCUCUGCUGGGUGGUCUGGGAACCAUCGCUGUGCUCGCAGCCUUGCCAAACGAAUACUUUCAGUGA